CUGUUAAAAGAAUAUUGUUUACGUUAAUCAUUCGUAUUAAGAGGAUUCAAUUGACGGCGACGACUCCAACGAACUCUGCGGUGCGUUUAGAAACAGGAGCAGUGGAAUUACAAUUGUCGAACAGAGUGCAAAACGUCUCCGGUGCCACUCAACCGAAUCCGUACAUGAAACUAUUCGGAAAAGCUCAACUUGAUAUUAAUCUGAGCCUCGGGCAGUUAUUAAAAAACGUGUUAUUCGACGAAGCAGAGCCAGAGUUUCAACAGUUUGCGUUUUUUAAUACAAGAGUUGGUCUACGAAAUGCUUUCCAAGAAGAAAUGGCACAGGGCGAGGAUAAGGAAGUAGUGCUGAUCACUUUGAAACGUCCAUUAAUAUACGUUCAACCGAUGGCGAUCGACAAAGCUAUACUCGUCUGGUUGAAUUAUAAAAACGCUUACGAAUAUUGGAACGAGAAAAGAGCGAAUUUAAAUAAGGAGGUGUUAACAGCUACUCAACAGGUGUUCGAGAAGGUGCCGUUCGGUCAGAUAACCAGUCAAUUAAGCGCCCCUCAUUUAGGUACGUUGUUCUUGCAACUGACUGUGGACGACAUGGGCAUUUGCGUGCCACUGAAUCCCCUGCCGCUCACUUGGGGCAGAGGGUUGUACGACGGAGAGCUGAGAGGUGCUGUCGUAGUAACGUUAGAGAACACGAGCAUAUCAGCGUGCAGCAGUGGUAGUUUAGUCAGUAAAGCAAGAUUUAUGGGACUGUGUUUGAGAUUUGCCGACGAUUUUGAAACCUCCUUGGACGAUUGGAAGCCAGACGUGACUGAUAGUAGUAUAAUGAAUUUGUGUAUGGUAUCAGAAGGCACUUAUGAAGUUUGUAGUAGAACGAUUGCACAAAAGCCAGAUAAAUCAGAUAAUGCUAAAUGGAUACUGAAUGUACAAUGGAAAAUGGAGGGCGUCGAUAUUCAUUUAGACGUGAACGUCGGCCAACAGUUGUCAGCGCUUGGACACACGUUGACGAUGUUAACCGGCUCUGAGGAAGACGAUAUUAACGUUCCGGCGGAUUAUGAUAGCGACGAUGCAGAUCAGCCAGAUAAUAGUACUAGCCAGGUUAAGAAAAAAGAGAGUAUAUUGAUGAAGAAAUCGAAGAACUGGACGGACAGUCUACCAGCGUUCGUGUUUGAUCCUUCGCUCGAUGCAAAGAAGCGGUCGAAAUUGAUUGAGAAAGAGAUGAACGAGCAAGCGAAGAUUAUAAACGAUUUAAGAUCUUUAGGAGCUUCGCAUGGAACCAUCGAACAAGAAAUGAAACGUCUACACGAACUGGAAGCUAUGGUUUUCAAAGGUUUCAGAAGGAACAUGAUCCAAAAGUUAAGGAGACAGUCGGUGAAGGCAUCAGGAAUAAAAGUACCCUCGCCAACGCUUGAGAAUCAGCUUAAAAGUCCCGAAGACAUGAAUAUGGAUGUCAAUUCAGCGAAUUCUGCCAGUUACGAAAGUAGUCCCAGAAGCGGUCCCAGCCGAUCUGCUUCCCUUCGCGUGAGAGGACUUGGAGGACCUCGAGUCACUUUCAGCGACACACACACAAUGGGCAGACAAUCGUCGUUACCGAGCGCUGGCUCUGAAUUAAGUUUGCCUGAAGGAGAUCUGGAAUGGCCCGAGAGUAUAGAAAUCGAUGGAGAACGAGUGGAAUUAAGAAAGAAGAGCAGAGAUAUUAGUUACACGUCGAGUUAUGACAGUAUGGAAGGAAAUGCCCCGUUGCUCGAUUCGUUUGGAAAAGAACAAUCCUCGUCGACUUCAUCUCCGUACAUAACACCUCAGAAAGCUCAGGAGCCUAACAUAGACUUCGAACUCGACGUGAAGGUUUUCAUCAACAGUGGCAAAUGUGUUCUCCAUACGAAAGAUCCAGGGAGAGAAGACGAGAUUAAAAUUAUGAGCAGAAUGAAGAAAGAACGAUCGUGUUCAGGAGGGACGUUCGAAUUCCAACCGAGCAGUCCUAGCAGUAGUCGAAAGCAUUUAAGUAGUAAAGAAAAAUCGUCGACUACGAGUACAUCUCGACUGCGAUAUCUCCAACACACGAACGUACCUCUGGUAGAUUUAACGAUUUUUCAUAUUCCUGGAUUAGACGUGAAGGUACAUUACGAGUCUAGAACGCUGCCUGAGGAAUCAGUGUCUCCUCGUAUAUCUUCAGACAACAGCCUGCUUAAUCCCUCGUCUGUAACUGCGCUUAAGAAAUCCAGCACUAAGAAGGCCAGCUUGUUUGCUUGGAUGACUCUGCAAAGUAUACCGGAAGAAACUAUAAUAAGCCCGCAUAUUUUAGAGUUUUUGGAGCAGACGUUAGAACCGAUACCGAGCAAGACUAACUUCCAUAGCACUGCGCAAACGAAUGCUGUGUUCCCUUUGGAGAACAUGGAGAGCACUUCUUGGGCCGCCACCGCAGCCAGCAGUAAUUACGUUUACGCAAGCUUCCCAGUGGAUGUGAUAGUAUAUUUUCAUAUGCAACCUUCUACGUUUAGGUAA
Messenger RNA from Ceratina calcarata, 2492 nucleotides. Its product is annotated as transmembrane protein KIAA1109 homolog. Bases 165 to 2492 code for a protein of 775 amino acids. The transcript is spliced from 12 exons. The record is from RefSeq and is a predicted model, not a curated record. Lineage: Eukaryota; Metazoa; Arthropoda; Insecta; Hymenoptera; Apidae. Gene Ontology annotation, biological process: synaptic vesicle endocytosis.